AUGUACGUCAGAAGCAAAGCCAGUGUAAUUCCUACUCUAGCUGGACCAGUUAAUGAUCCUGCUAAGCUUCCCAUGUGGAACUAUGAUUGUCCUGCUGGGGAACCUAUUCUAACAAACGAGAAGCAAAAUGCUGCAAAGAUAUUUAGCAGUUCUGAAGUUGUUGCCGAGGAACCUUGGCAUGGAAUCGAGCAAGAGUACACCUUGCUGCAGAAGGAAGUUAAAUGGCCUAUUGGAUGGCCAGUCGGAGGGUAUCCUGGACCGCAGGGACCAUAUUAUUGCAGGGCUGGAGCUGACAAGGCUUAUCGUGACAUUGUUGACUCACAUUAUAAAGCUCGUCUCUAUGCUGGCAUUAACAUAAGUGGUAUCAAUGGAGAAGUUAUACCAGGCCACACCAAGUCAGUGAGAAGCAAUGGAGGAUUCAAUGUUACAAGGAAGGCUAUUGAAAAGCUUAAAUUUAGGCACAAGGAUCAUAUUGUGCUUAUGGAGAGGACAAUGAACAUCGUCUUACUGGGAAGCAUGAAACAGCAGACAUUAACACCUUCUCAUGGGUAA
Messenger RNA from Coffea arabica (coffee), 552 nucleotides. Lineage: Eukaryota; Viridiplantae; Streptophyta; Magnoliopsida; Gentianales; Rubiaceae. The record is from RefSeq and is a predicted model, not a curated record.